Messenger RNA from Klebsormidium nitens, 1156 nucleotides. Lineage: Eukaryota; Viridiplantae; Streptophyta; Klebsormidiophyceae; Klebsormidiales; Klebsormidiaceae. The record is from the annotation of a GenBank genome assembly.
GUGACACAUUGUAGGAAGACCAAUGCCAAUGGCAACACUGACAAAAGUCGCAAGGUAGGUGUUUUAGACAAUCAAUUGCAGAGGUCGUUCAGGUUUCUCGUCUAGCUUUGAUCUAGCCCUGCCGCUGCACGAUGGCGGCUGCAACUCACGGCGCCAACGUAUGGGCCGCCCUGGCUUCGGUUCGGGCCAAGAAUCCGCUGGUCCAGUGCAUUGCAAACUACGUGAGCAUGGACCUGGCGGCCAACACGUUACUGGCGGCCGGAGCGUCCCCUGCUAUGGUGCAUUCAGCAGAGGAGGUGGAGGAGUUUAUACAGAUUGCUGGUGCUUUGAGUGUCAACAUCGGCACACUAUCGCCUCCCUGGGUAGAAGGGAUGCGCCGUGCCAUAGCAGGCGCUAAAGAGGCGGGCAAGCCAUGGGUUUUGGACCCAGUAGGAGUUGGGGCCACCACUUAUCGAACAAAAAUAUGCCAGGAGUUGAUAGCAAUGGGCCCGACAGUGAUUAGGGGCAAUGCGUCUGAGAUCCUGGCAGCGGCGGGGGCAGCCACUGAAGCUACCAGGGGCGUUGACAGCUCUGCCGCCUCCACAGACGCGCUUUCUGCCGCCAAGCAAUUGGCCACUGCGUGCGGGUCCGUAGUCGCCGUAAGCGGCGCUAUCGACCUUAUCACGGAUGGAAGACGGGUGUUGCGCGUGGCCAAUGGGGAUCCCCUCCUUCAGAAAGUGACCGCCACGGGGUGCUCCGUGACGGCGCUAAUCGCCGUCUUUCUGGCCGCUAAUCCCGAGCUACAGCCCCUAGAGGCGGCCGCAUACACCCUCGCUUAUUUCGGGCUGGCAGCUCAGGUCGCAGUUGAAGCGCACCCAGGGGGACCAGGCACUUUCAGAGCGCACUUUUUAGAUGCACUGUACGCUUUGGGCGAGGAAACCGUGACGCAAGGAGCCCUCGUUUCCGAGGAUCCGCUAUAACUCGAGUGGAAACCAGGCCACGAGGGAGGCAGCAUUAAGCCCCCGAGAGGAGAUUCAUUACUGCCAUGCAUGCCGGUGCAAACGGUGUUGUCUAUGUCCUAGCCUGAUGAUCAGCUGCUUCGAGGCAGCGCAUCUGGUCAACUGUAAGCCUCAAGGCUCAGCCGCCCUGUCUUGCAAUUGAUUUCUCGCAUUGGCCU